Molecule: messenger RNA, 1617 nt
Organism: Meyerozyma guilliermondii ATCC 6260
Lineage: Eukaryota; Fungi; Ascomycota; Pichiomycetes; Serinales; Debaryomycetaceae
Exons: 1
Coding region: 1-1617 (538 amino acids)
Biological process (GO): dephosphorylation
Cellular component (GO): fungal-type vacuole membrane
Molecular function (GO): alkaline phosphatase activity
Source: RefSeq, a predicted model, not a curated record
AUGGAGAAAUUACCCCUUUCCACUGGCCGUGGACAUCCACGCAAGCUGCCUGCCAGGCGCACAAUGGAAGUGCUUCUACUUGUAGUGCUAGGAGUUUUGACUAUCAUUUCUGGAACUAGAUUGAUUUCCCCAACCAUCGUUGCGAGUCCCAAAUCGAAAACUAACGUCAUAAUGAUGGUCACCGAUGGCAUGGGACCGGCUUCCCUUUCGCUCACUCGCUCAUUUAGACAGUACAGAGACAAGUUGCCCAUUGACGAUACGUUGUUGCUUGAUAAAUACUUGAUUGGUUCGUCGAGAACUCGGUCCAGUUCGUCUUUGGUGACGGACUCGGCCGCUGGAGCUACCGCUUUUUCUUGUGGACUCAAAUCUUACAAUGGAGCCAUUGGAGUGGAUCCCUCGAAGAAUCCGUGCGGUACAAUCUUGGAAGCUUUGAAACUUGAAGGGUAUCUCACCGGUCUUGUGGUGACCACUCUCAUCACCGAUGCUACUCCUGCCGCUUUCAGUACUCAUGUCGACUACAGGUUCCAGGAGGAUUUGAUUGCCGAGCAGCAGUUGGGAGAAUAUCCAUUGGGAAGGACUCUUGACUUGAUGAUUGGCGGUGGAAGAUGUCAUUAUUUGCCUACCUCAGAAGAGGAUGGAUGCAGAACCGACUCCCGCAACUUGAUUGAAGAGGUGCAAAAAAAUGGUUCGUGGAACUAUGUGGGAAAUAGAAAGGAGUUUGACCAAUUGGACGGUGGAAACAAUGUGUCUCUUCCUUUGUUGGCGUUGUUGGCUCCUCGUGAUAUUCCUUUUGAUAUCGAUCGUGAUUCCAAAGAACACCCAUCGCUUGCUGAGCAAGUGAAGACCGCAUUGACCGCAUUAUCCAAAGCCACUGAAAAUUCAGACAAGGGAUUUUUCUUGAUGAUAGAAGGAUCUUUGAUCGACCAUGCUGGACAUAUGAAUGAUCCAGCUGCUCAGGUGCGUGAGGUUUUGGCUUACGACGAGGCAUUCGCAGAGGUUAUCAAAUUCAUCGACAAUUCUGAUACGGAAACUAUUGCCAUUUCCACCUCAGAUCAUGAGACCGGUGGCCUUGUGACUGCAAGACAGGUGUCUCCCACGUAUCCAGACUACUUGUGGUAUCCUGGAGUUUUGUUGAACUGCACUCAUUCCGGAGAGUACUUGGCGAAUAAGAUUACCAACUUCAAAGAUGCUCAUUCGUUCGAGUCGUUUCUCAUCAAAGAAGUGUUAGAAGGUGACAUGGGAAUUUACGACUACACCAACGAGGAGGUUUCGUUGAUAAAACAAUCGGCCAAUAAUCCAGCAAACUUGUUGUAUGUUCUCAACAAUAUGAUUUCCCUCAGAUCGCAAACUGGCUGGACGACGCAUGGCCACUCUGCCGUGGAUGUCAACAUUUAUGCCCACACCAACUCUGAGAGAAUUAGACGCCAGUUAUUGCAGUCGCAACCGUACAGUGGACUUCUUGGAAACCACGAAAACAUCGAGAUUGGCGCCUUUAUGCAAAAAAUCACCAAUGUCGAUUUGAAAAAAGUCACCGAGUUAAUCAAGGAUACCAAGCAUUCUCCCUCAGCACAAUCUGAAGUGCGUUUGAAAGGCGACCUACAUGCGAAUUCGUAUUAA